This is a messenger RNA of Tetranychus urticae (two-spotted spider mite), 3524 nucleotides long. RefSeq names its product protein FAM91A1. NCBI's taxonomy places the organism in Eukaryota, Metazoa, Arthropoda, Arachnida, Trombidiformes, Tetranychidae. The record is from RefSeq and is a predicted model, not a curated record.
UUUACAAUUUUGCUGUAUUAGCUGGCGAGAGUCAGGUAAAAAUACGCCAACAAACAACACACAUUAACUGAUCUAUGUGAUUAUUAUUUAGAUUAGUUAGACAGUUUCUCAAUUUACUGUCUCUUAUAGUUAAUGUACUAGUUUAAUUUGGACAGUAAUUAUCAAAUAUUUAAAUAUCUGUUCCAGCUUUUUUGCCCAACUCAAUUAAAUCUUGUUUACCUCUUGUUUAUUUUCUUCGUCAAUCUUGUUUGUAUUUCAACAAAAAUUAUGACCAUUGAUUUUAAAUAUUCCCCGUUAUAAUUUAACCUUAUUCUGUGGUGCUAUUGUAUGGUCUAUUAAUUACAGGUUAUCUGACAAUAACCAAUAUUGACAUUUGGUAAAUUGAUCCUGGCAUCGUAAUCAAAAAUCGACCGGUCAUUAACGAUCUUUGUUGAUUUGUUAUGCUAAUGGUUACUUGUCGUCCUUUGGUUGAUUGAUAACAGGAAUGUCCGAAGACAUUGAAAGAUCUAUACGCAAUAAUGUACACUGGGACGAUCUUGAUGAAGAGAUUAAAGUUAUUGUUGGCACCAAAUCUGAAUAUGACCAGAAAAUUUUGGAAUACAGCAUUAAAAACCAACUAAGAUUCAUAGGCAACUUGGUCAAAGGUGUCCGCCGUAGUGAAAAAGGCUAUUAUGUAGAGCUGCUUCGUUACAGUCGUGAACAUCUGAUGUUAUUUCCAUAUCAUUUAUCUGAUUAUGUGAUUUACGGGAUGCGGAUAACUCCAUUUCAAUAUUAUGUAGGAAUGAUCCAUGAUUUACUGGAACAUGAAAGAAGCUAUGAUACCUUGCCUAACUUUACUGCCGCUGAUUGCCUUCGAAUCCUUGGUAUUGGACGAAAUCAGUACAUUGAUUUAAUGAAUCAAUGCCGAUCAAGAACAUUUCUUGGAAUUAUGCGUAAACCGAUUCGAGAUUUACUCCCCAAAAGGCCACUUAAAGAUAUUGUUAUUGAAUAUUGGUGGAAAAUUUUUCCAGGAUAUGUUACUGAAGAUGACAUGAGAUACAUGGUAACACAACCCGAGAGAGAUAUUAUUGAUGCAAUCAUUGGUGAAGGUGGGUCGAUUGGAGAAGGCGAAUUGGCUGGUAAAUAUAAUGAACGAGAUGUUCGCAGUUUGUAUCUCAAAGGAUUGAUAUAUUUGGAUGUACCAAUUGAAGAUGACGAUUUGAUUGUAGUCCCGCCUUUGCGAGGUUUUGUAAUGAAUCGUAUACAAGGUGAUUACUUGGAAACUCUUUUGUACAAAAUAUUUGUUUCCAUUGAUGAAAAAACAACGGUUAAAGAACUAGCCUCUAUUCUGCAAAUCGAUUCGCCACUCAUUAAAAAUGCUAUAUCCAUCUAUUGUCGAUUAGGCAUUGCGUACAAAAAAACUUUGAGUGUAUCUUUGGAAGAAUGCCACCCUUCUUGGAGUCAUACUACUUCUUCGUCUCCGACAAAUAGCCAUCUAUCAACACGAAGUGUCCAUAAUCAUAAAACUAGUCAACAAAUGGCCAAACUAAUCAAUAAUAUUACUAUUGAUCCUAAUACGACAUCAUCUGGAAUCGAUGAUGUUAACCGUGUUGAUUCACCAACGGAUCCUUCAAGCCGACCUUUGCUUCAACAUUCAAAUUCAAUAUCAACAACUAAGCGCAUUGCUUUCUUUUAUGACUCAACUUUGGUAGCUUUUUUGAUGAUGGGCAAUCUUUCACCUGGCCUUAAAACGCAUGCUGUAACCAUGUUUGAAGUUGGUAAAUUGUCUGAUGAAUCAAUUGACAGCUUGUUGGUUGAGCUCUCGGAAAUUCAUAACAUUAACGUUGAAGAAGAGGGUGAUGAAGCAGAAAGAUAUUUUCUUCAUGCCAUUAUGUUGUAUCGAACCGUGCAGUUUAUUCGUCACAAUCCCGAUCUAACUGCAAGUCUUUGUGAACCGGAAGAUGCUGAAAUUGGUUUAGGAAUCGACCUUAUUCGAGCUGAAAGUUUGAUGAAUUUAGAUGCCAAAGUUUGUGAUCGAUUGUUGAAAAAGAAUUACUCAGUAUUGUUAUCAAUAGCACCAGUUAGCAAUGAAACACAACUUAUCACUAACACUAGUCUUCCAUAUCUUGGACCUGUUUCACCUUUAAUCAACUCAAUUUGGUUCAACCUUUAUCUUUAUGAACUUCUUUCAGAUGGUCCACCAUCACUUCUUCUCAUGGCUCAUCAAAGAUUAAAAACUUUACCCACUAUAUUCAAAGGUUUUGAAUUUCUGUAUUUAACUCCAUGGGGACGUGAUUCUGCCAAAAUAACUGCUGAUAAUGCGCUUCAUACAAUAAAUGACAUGUUAACCACGUCGCCUGUCCUAGUCCAAGGCUACGCGAGCAAAAGUGACUUUCCUGCCGAUGAUCUCAUCUACAUACCAUUCCCAUUAACUUGCGAGGAGACAAAGGAUGAAGAGAUCUCAAAUCCAUUUGAAAAUCAUCCUGUGAUAGUAAAGCUCUCUAAAACUCUUGAUCUUAGAUUUACUUGUGGUUUUGUUACGCUCAUUAGACAUACAAAGUUUCAUGACUUAAGUUCUGAACAAACUGAGGAGUCUCUAGUAGACGAUAUUCUCAAAGUUCCUUCUAGUAAUCCUGAUGAAUUGGAAGGUGAUUGGAAAACCAAUGAUGACAUGGUUUUAGAGGAAGAAGAUUCGGCAUUGUUAACUUUUGACGAAAAUUCAGUUGAUGCGCCAAUUGAUAAAUCGGAAGAAAUAGACGAAAGUAAAUUUCAAGAAACUGAGGAAGCAAAAGAACUUGAAAUUAAUGACGAGUUCAAAUAUUGGAGCUUAAUUGAUUGUCAUUUUGGUGUCCCUCUAUUUGAUCGAGCAUUAAACAAGAGCGUUUGCAAUAAACUGCUCAAACAUCAUCUAUUUGACGUGAAUAAGUUGGCAAAAAAUACAGAAAUUAAUAACAUUUUGUGUUCCAAAGUAGAAACUUUUGUAUCUAAUCUUAUUGACUCGCCGAAAAAAGCCGAUAAAAUAAUGAAAGAAGAAAAUAUCAACCGAAAGUCAUUUGGCUCACAUGGGUACUCUCCCCCUUCACCUAAACGUCAAGUGCCUUUACCUUCCAAUAAUUUAAUAUUUUACAAAGGUAAACUGGAGCCUUGGUACCAACCAUAACUUGGAGUCAAAAUUUUUUUUAAUAUAUUAUCAAGUUGAAUGGAUUUUAUCUUACUAAAAAUUCCCUAUUCUUUCCGUAUAAUGAUUCAGUCUAUGACCAGAAGCAAACACCCAAUUGUUAAAUUGAUUUCUACUUUCCAACAAUUAUUACCAAUAUUUCACCUAUUUUUGAUGAUAAUGAUGACUAUGUGAUAAGCGAAAACUCCACUUAUAUUAACUGAAAAAUAGUUUUUUCAGGUAAAUUGUCCAGUCACACAAUCAACCAAAUGCAUGUGCAUUAAUAUUUUGUUUUGCCCACAAAAUAAAUCAUUAUUUUAACAUUCCAAUAAAAUAACAUAGGCAAUAAAAUUAACAGAGUUUAAAAUUAAAAUAUUAUAGCCAUUAA